Molecule: messenger RNA, 4374 nt
Organism: Metarhizium album ARSEF 1941
Lineage: Eukaryota; Fungi; Ascomycota; Sordariomycetes; Hypocreales; Clavicipitaceae
Product: SNF2-related protein
Exons: 4
Coding region: 1-4374 (1457 amino acids)
Biological process (GO): DNA damage response; protein polyubiquitination
Cellular component (GO): nucleus
Molecular function (GO): ubiquitin protein ligase activity; ATP binding; ATP-dependent chromatin remodeler activity
Source: RefSeq, a predicted model, not a curated record
AUGCCCAAGAAGACUUCGGCGCGACGGCCGUGUAAAUCGCCAGCAGUGGCUAAAAUCCGCGUCGGAGUGGAAGACCCUAUCCCGUCCGCUGUGGUCGAUUACAUAGCAGCUCUACCCGCUUCGGUCGAAAUCGAAGCCCUGAAUAAUGAGGAACCGUUCGCAAAGCGUCGAAAGAUCACGGUUGAGCCGUAUUCUCCGAUUUGCGUGGCGAAAGCAAGAUUGCGGUUUUCUCGGGCAUACAGUGACGGGGAUACUCCGCCCUUUGCUGCAAGUUGUGAGGACGCGGGCCGAUACCUGAAAUUCACAUUGCGCCAUGGACUUUUGUCAAUGACAUCGCGCCCCGCAGGCCCGCAGGGUUCAUUCUCCAUCUGCUUUUUACUGGACGGGGAUGAGAUUGGAGAGGAGGCCACUCGUAUUCUUGGUAUUGGAGGUGCAAAUUCGAAGCGCGAUAAUCCUGGCGAUAUUUGGGUCGCAGUGGCAACGUCGAUAAUAUUGCAUGACAAGGUGGUGACCAUCCAAGUUUCGCUCUCGUUGAACUGGAACGAGACGCCAUCACCUUACUAUCCGUUACCAAAUUCAAACGAUCGGAAGUUAACGAGGCAGCUCAUCGACUCCAUUUUCCCAGACAACAAGAACGAAGAUCUCUCGGCAUGGUCGCCUAUGGACUUUUAUGAAGCAGCGCAUGUGCCCCCAAAGGAUGACAAAGCCGCUGUAGGUAUCGACAUUCCCGGACUAGGGUCGGAAUUAUUUCCGUACCAAAAGAGAACGUUACAAUGGCUUCUGGCAAGAGAGGGUGUGCGGUGGUCUCAUGCAAAAGCUAGGCUAGAAUCGACCCCAGUGGACGGUCGUUCACCCUCAAUCGACAGUUUCCGCACCGUCAAGGAUGCUGAUGGAAGAAGCAUAUUUUUGAGUGACGUGUUUCAAACCAUCACGAGAGAUAAAAGCUUGUACGAACGCGCUGACAGAUUCGUGAAAGGCGGCAUUUUGGCGGAGGAAAUGGGCCUUGGCAAGACCCUUGAGAUUCUGGGACUCAUCCUCCUCCAUAGUCGUGCAGAAAGUCAAGCUCAGCAGAUCGAACUUCAGAUGAACGGCCUUGCCACUACUGGUGCUACAUUGAUUGUUACUCCCGAUUCGCUGCGGCAACAGUGGAUAUCCGAGAUGGAACGGCAUGCGCCGAGCCUGCGGGUAAAGCACUAUCAAGGGUGCAAGAAAAUGAGAGAUGGAGACGAAGAAGCAAUCAUUGACGAACUCUGUGGGUACGAUGUUGUUAUUACAACAUAUUCCGCACUCUCAGCUGAGCUGCAUUUUGCAUUUGAGCCUCCUGAGCGUUCCCGUAGAUACGAGAGAGCAUACCCCCGAACGACGUCUCCUCUCGUCAAGAUAGCGUGGUGGCGGCUGUGUCUCGACGAGGCGCAGAUGAUUGAGAAUGGAUACAGCCAGGCCGCAUCCGUUGCCCGUGUCUUGCCUCGCGUUAAUGCAUGGGGCAUAACCGGCACUCCGGUCAAAGAUGAUGUAAAGGAUCUGUUCGGCCUCCUGCUCUUUUUGAGGUAUGAGCCAUAUUGCUCAGCAACACAGGUCUGGCAAGCUCUUACCACGAAUCAUAAAUCCUUGUUUCGACAGAUUUUCAACUCGAUCUCAUUGCGACACACCAAGACGCUAGUGCGAGACGAGAUUCUGCUGCCCGCUCAAAAAAGAUUUGUUAUAAGCAUACCUUUUACAGCCGUUGAAGAACAGCACUAUCAGUCCUUAUUUAAAGAAAUGUCCGACGAAUGCGGCCUCGAAACGGACGGGUCUCCCAAAACCGAUGACUGGGACCCUGAGGAUUACUAUGAUGCCAUGAGACUUUGGCUCAACCGAUUGCGCCAGACUACACUGCAUCCCGAGGUUGGCAUAUAUAAUCGCCGCUUAUUGGGUUAUAACAAAUCGCGACCAAUGAGAACUGUCGAUGAGGUGCUGGCAGCUAUGCUGGAACAGAACGAAAAUACGAUUAGGGCAGAGGAACGAGCAUACUUGUUAAGCCGCCUGGCUCGGGGCCAGAUGUAUGAAAAUAGUCCGCGUGUGAAGGAAGCACUGGUGCUGUGGGAGGAUGUGAGACAAGAGACCGAAAAACUUGUUUCAGAUGCCAGAACGAGACUGAAGGACGCAAUCCGAGAGCAUGGCGGGGAAGCAGCAGUGAAAAAGGCUGAAGAAGAGGAUCAUGUUCGCGAUUUGUCGAGCACGGAUGACGACGAGCAAGACGAGCUGGGAGCCAGGGGUAAAAUUGGCGAGUGUCGCAGGCGACUCCGUUCGGCCUUGGAAUUGCAUCACAAAGCCGUCUUUUUUUGCGCCAAUGCCUACUUUCAAAUCAGAGACAACAAAGAAUUGACGGAACCGAACAGUGAAGAGUUUCAGAAGCUGAAAAAGCUUGAGGAUGACGGGUACAAUGCGGCGAAAGCAUUGAGAAGAGAGAUUCUUGGGGAAAGCAACCGCAAAGCAAGGCGUCUUAUGAACAGUGUUGCUCGCAAAGCUAGGACUCGAACCUUCGUGGAUAUACCCGAGCUUGCUACAAUCCCUGAAAGGGGAAUCGAGAGCGGCCGCAUUGUCGAUGGCCUCGAAUUACUAUACGGCGAAUUGAAUGAGCAAGCAGAUGUCAUCGACAGAUGGCGUGAGGAGGUCGUUCAGUUACUUCUCAAACCACUAGUUGACGAGGAUGACGACGUCGAAACAACCGGAGAAGAGCUUGGCGAAUCUGCCAAAUUCCAGGACUUGCUCAUGGUCUAUGUCACCACCUUGCGAGCUGCUAUCGCUGAUCGUUCAGACGCAAUCUCUGGUCAAACGAAUGAAUUGGCCAAGCAUGAAACCGAAACUUCGCUUCGGCUAGCGAGGGCUGGGGAGGGCCCAGCGCCUGUGAAAAUGAGUCAAAUGCUUUGCCUGAGAGCAGAAAUCAAGCCCAAGAUGGCCAAUUUAUCUAUGAGAGGCGCGGUAAGUGAGUUCCGUGGCUUGCAAUCCCGGUUGUCCCGCGACACUGCUGCUUCAAGCCGUGAGGCCGUGGAGGCAAAGAUUGCUUCGGACCAACUGAGGGCUACUCAAAGUCAGAUUAACACUCAGAACAAAGUGGCAAUGGCUCUGGAGUCAGAAAUUGAAAGUUUCAAGGCGACAAUGAAUGCCAGACUGGAGUAUUAUCGUCAGCUGCAGGUAGUUUCGGAUGCCGUGCUUCCCUUGGAAGGGGCCAAGGACGACAACGCGAUCAACAAGUUGAAGCAGACAGAAGAUGAGCUACGUCGAAAACUGUCCUCUGCCGAAGCGAAACACAGGUAUCUUCUGAACCUGAAGGAGGCGGGAACCAAGUCGAACGAGCCGCGAAUGUGCGUCAUCUGCCAGAUGCCUUUUGUCACUGGCGUCCUGACGGUUUGCGGGCAUCAAUUCUGCAAAGAAUGCAUGACCAUGUGGUUCAAGGCGCAUCACAACUGCCCCGUGUGCAAGAGGAGUCUGAAGCCCUCGAAUCUGCACGACAUCGCCAUAAAGCCGCAGCAGUUGCAGGUUCACAGCGAGGGCAUCAAUGAUCAAGGAUGCGCGCCGCAGCGACGGGUCGCCAGUAACCCGCCGAAGAAGGCGGCAAUCUACUCCGAGUUCAACGCGAACAAGUUGGCCGAGAUUAAAAACGUGGAGCUCGACGGGCCAUCAUUCACAUCCAAGGUUGACACCCUGGUGAGGCAUCUUUUAUGGCUGAGAGAAUCCGACCCCGGUGCCAAGUCGAUUGUGUUUUCUCAAUAUCGUGACUUUCUGCACAUCCUGCGCAACGCGUUCAGGCGGUUCCGCAUCGGCCACGCCUCCAUCGACGACGUCAACGGCAUUGCUAGUUUCAAAGAAGACCCCGCCACGGAAGUGUUCCUGCUUCAUGCGCGCGCGCACUCGAGCGGCCUGAAUCUCGUCAACGCGAGCCACGUCUUUCUGUACGAACCUCUGCUCAACACGGCGCUCGAGCUGCAGGCCAUCGCGCGGGUAGAUCGUAUCGGGCAGCAACACGAGACAACCGUGUGGCUGUACCUGGUGUCUGGCACCGUCGAGGAGAGCAUAUACAAUCUCUCUGUGCGGCGACGCAUGGAGCACAUGGGCCGUCGGGGGAUCAGUGCAAAGGAGAGGGCGACGCCGGAACUCCUGGAUGCGAACAUUGAAGCGGCGAACACGCUCGAGCUGGAGCAGGCGGCUUUGUCCAAGCUCAUGAGCAAGGACAAGUCGGCGGGUGAGAUGGUCGAUAAGGGCGAUUUGUGGGAGUGCCUCUUUGGCCAUGUUGGUACGGGGGACGGCGGUGGUCAGAGGGACUGCCGGCUGCAAGAGAAGGCUGUGAUGAGCUAUUUGGCCGGGGAGGCGGCGGCGCGGAGACGUGCGGCAUGA